This is a messenger RNA of Blepharisma stoltei, 963 nucleotides long. The record is from the annotation of a GenBank genome assembly. NCBI's taxonomy places the organism in Eukaryota, Ciliophora, Heterotrichea, Heterotrichida, Blepharismidae.
AUGAAAUCCGAAUCAGUUUCAAGCUUCAGCGCUCUCUCAGUAGACGCCCCCAACACCACAGAAAUUCGAGUGGAGAUUGAAGAUUUAGAACAAACCAUCAGACUUAACAAACUUAUCCUUGAAGAACUGCUCUCAUCUCUCUCUUCAUCAAAGCCUUCAAAAGAACUAUCAUACGACACUGAAAUCCCACAGCUGGUUUCUGCCAAAAUCCACCAAGCAGUCAAAACAGAAAACGAAAUUCUGUUAAAAGCAAGCCAAAGGAUCGAAAGCGAAAUAAAACAAGGAGAAAUUGCGAUUCUUCAAGCUGAGGAUCAAGCCAAUAAAUGCCGAAUCAGAAAAAAAGAAUCAGUUUCAAGGCUAAAUGAUGAAAAAGCCAAACUGCGAAAAGAUAUAGAGCUUAAAGAGCAGGCAGUCCAAAAAUUGGAAAAAUACAUAAGGCAGCUUGAAGUCGACAUAGAAGACGCCCACAAAAUUAUGCAUGACGACCCUAACCAAAUGAUAAAACAAGCCAAAAUGCUGAUUACUGCUGUAGAAGAAAGCUUAAAAGAAGCCAAAGCAGAAAGGGACGAAGAAAUCGAUAGGUGCAAAGAGCUUGAAGAAGAGCUCUACCGACUUCAAUCCACUAUAAAAGCUUCCCCUCCCAAAGCUACAAAAACAGUUGACAACAUCAUUCGUGAGGACAACUGGCUUAAACUGAACUAUGAAAACUAUUGAUUUGAAAACCGAGAAGAAGUCUACAAUAAAGAAGCCAAUUCCAGCAAUGAAAGCGAAAACCAAAUCACAGACAAAAUUUCAGUCGAAAACCUAGAUGGAGAAGACAGUGACGAAGCUGAGCUAAUCCAGCUAGAAAUUGCAUACCGAAUGAAAUGUGAAGAAAUGCUUUCACUAGACAGAAUUCUGGCUCAUUUAAGAGAACAAGAACACACAUUGAAAAAUUACAUAGACAUGAGGCAUAGCACAUAG